Aplosporella prunicola CBS 121167 is the source of this 4463-nucleotide messenger RNA. RefSeq names its product carbohydrate-binding module family 50 protein. The transcript has a single exon. NCBI's taxonomy places the organism in Eukaryota, Fungi, Ascomycota, Dothideomycetes, Botryosphaeriales, Aplosporellaceae. The record is from RefSeq and is a predicted model, not a curated record. Bases 1 to 4368 code for a protein of 1455 amino acids.
AUGGGCAGCCCUGGGCGACUGUGCUCUAGGGCAUGCUGGAGCAUUGUUCUCUUGCAACUGCUCUUCAGCACCUUUGUUUUAUCCAUGCCAGCUCCGCUGGUAGAUCCUCUUGUCAACAGCCUCGUCACUCUUUUGAAGCCCAAUACUCUUCUCAGCAAAAACAGUAUUCUGGCGAAGACUGUCACUUCGGACUUUCCGUAUUGCUCCACAACCUAUAUGGUCGCCGCUGGUGACAACUGUUACCUCAUCGGUCAAAAAAAUAGUAACCUUACACCCGAAGAAGUAAUAGCCGAAAACAAGGGCAUCAACAGUGGAUGCACAAACUUACAAGUUGGCCAAACUAUCUGUGUCGACCCGCCAUCCACCGCUAUGAAGGCGUAUACCUGCGAUACGAGUGUCCAGGCUAAUAUGUGGCAGUCGGGUGACUGCUCCAUUUACUCUGCCAAUAUAGAACAAUUCCUACGCAUGAACCCGGGAGUCAACAAAGACUGCACGAACCUGGCAUUGGGUCAAUGGGUAUGUACUGUCCCCAGCGACCCUAACCUAGGCGAUACCAGUUCAGGCGCCACUUCGAACAACCAGGGCACCCAGAACACUACUCCGAACCAGAACACUACUCCGAAUCAGAACACUACUCCUAACCAGAACACUACUCCGAACCAGAACACUACUCCAAACAACCAGGACGCUACUACAAACAACCAGGGCACCCAGAAUACUACCCCGAACCAGGGCACCCAAAACACCACUCCAAACCAGGGCACCCAGAACACCAUUCCAAACCAGGGCACCCAGAACACCACUCCGAGCAACCAGGGCACCCAAAAUACUACUCCGAACCAGGACACCCAGAACACCACCCCGAACCAGGGCACCCAGAACACCACUCCAAACCAGGGCACCCAGAACACUACUCCAAACAACCAGGACACCCAGGGCACCCAGAAUACUACUCCGAACAACCAAGGCACCCAGGGCACCACUCCAAAUAACCAGGGCACCCAGAAUACUACUCCGAAUAACCAGGGCACCCAGAAUACUACUCCGAAUAACCAGGGCACUACUCUGGGUACAAACAACCAGGAUACCAACUCGGGCACCAACUCAGGCACGAACUCAGGCACCGCUCCAGGUACAAACAACUCGGGUACCAACUCAGGCACCACUCCGGAUACGAACAAUUCAGGCACAAACUCAGGUACCGCUCCAGGUACAAACAACUCGGGUACCAACUCAGGCACCACCCCUAAUUCGGGCACUACCCCCAACUCAGGCACUACUCCCAACUUAGGCACUACUCCCAACUCUGGCACCACUCCGAAUACCAACUCGGGCACCACUCCGAAUACCAACUCGGGCACCACUCCGAAUACCAAUUCGGGCACCACUCCGAAUACCAAUUCGGGCACCACUCCGAAUACCAAUUCAGGUACUACUCCUAACUCAGGCACUACUCCGAAUACCAACUCGGGCACCACCCCGGGUACGAACAACGCAGGUACAAGCAACCCAGGCACCAGUAGCCCAGGAACGAGCAACAACUCGGGUACUAGCAGCCCGGGAACGAGCAACAACUCGGGCACCAACCCAGGCACAACCCCAGAUACGAACAACUCAGGCACAAGCAACCCGGGCACAAGCAACCCGGGUACCAACCCAGGGACGAGCAGUCCUAGCACCAACUCGGGCACGAGCAAUCCGGGGACUAGCAAUCCCGUCACUAAGCCUCCCACGGAUCCUAAAGCACCCUCUGAUUGUACAAAGACGUAUGAAGUUGCCAAAGGCGACACAUGCGGCGCUAUUGCUGGAAAAUACGAUAUCACCUUCGAACAGUUACGGAAGUUGAACCCAUAUAUCGAUGAGGUCUGCUACAACAUAGAGAUUGGAAACGUCCUAUGCGUAGCUGCAGAUAGUGUACCGGCGACUAGCAAUCCUGUGACCAAGUCUCCCACGGAUCCUAAAGCACCCUCUGAUUGCACAAAGACGUAUGAAGUUGUCAAAGGCGACACUUGCGGCGCCAUUGCUGAGAAAUACGCUAUCACCUUCGAACAGUUACGGAAGUUGAACCCAUAUAUCGAUGAGGUCUGCUACAACGUAGAGAUUGGAAAUGUACUUUGCAUAGCUGCAGGUAGCGUACCGGCCACGGUAAGCCCCACUACUUCUGGUAUUACGACUGCGACAUCUGGAUCGUCGGGCAGCGCAACUGUCGGUUCAGCGUCUGGCUCAGGGGCUUCAACAGCAUCCGGAUCAGUGUCCGGAUCAGCUAUAGUCUCCGGAACGACAAGCUCAGCCACAGGCUCAAUCACAGUAUUGUCAGCUUCUGCGUCAAACAGCGCCGCGUCCGGCUCUGUUUCUGGAUCAAGCAGUACUGCAUCCCCGGGCUCUGCUUCUGCAUUAGGAAGCACCGCAUCCGGCUCCGUCUCUGGACCAAGCGCUAGUGCAUCUUCUGGCUCUGUUUCUUCAACGACAGGCUCUACCAUGCCGUCUCCCACCCCAUCAAACUGUUCGAAGUGGCACACAGUUGUUUCGGGGACUACCUGCUACAGCAUCACUGUGGACUACAACCUCUCUCUUGCUCAGCUGCAGCUUUUGAACCCGGGCAUCGUGUGCGACAGCCUGAACAUCGGGCAACAAAUUUGCGUCGCUGCGGCUUCAUCAACUGCCAGUUCGGGACUGACCACAAUUGCAUCUCAAUCAUCCACUACUGGUUCAGGGUCGGCCACUGUUGCGCCAUCCGCCACCCCAUCGAACUGUUCGAAAUGGCACACUGUUGUCUCGGGCACUACGUGCUACAGCAUCACUGUGAAUUAUAACCUCUCUCUUGCUCAACUGCAGCUUUUGAACCCGGGUAUCGUGUGCGAUAGCCCGAUUCUCGGCCAAAAAGUUUGCGUUGCUUCGCUGUCAUCCACUACUGGUUCAGGAUCGUCCAAUGCUACGUCUCAAUCCUCCAAUGUUGGUCCAGUGUCGGCCACCUCCGUGUCUCAAUCCUCCACUGUUAGUUCAGAAUCGUCCAAUGCUACGUCUCAAUCCUCCACUGUUGGUUCAGGGUCAGCCAACUCUGCCUCUAAAUCACUCAGUGCUGGUUCAGGAUCAGCCACCGUUGUGCUUCAAUCUUCAACGACAAUUUCUACUCCGUCAGCGUCUUCUAGCUGCUCCAAGUAUCACACGGUCGUGUCGGGCGAUGUCUGCUACAGUAUCAGCCAGAAAUACGGUCUCACUGUUGGUCAACUACAGACCAACAAUCCGGGUCUCGAUUGCGACAAACUAAUGCUUGGGCAAAACGUGUGCAUUGCCGUGCCAUCCUCCACGACUGGUUCAGCAACCUCCUCUAUUGUGACUCCUUCUGCAAUCCCUAGCGCCACCUUUGUGCCUAGCGAGGUCCAGCCUUGUUUCCCACCAAAAUCUGUUAGCGCCGUUCAACAAUACGACAUUUAUGGCCCAGGUACUGCAGCUUCCGGGCUGUCACAAUGUGCACAGACUUGCGGCACUACCGUUGGUUGUAGUUCCUACUUCCUCGUCCAUUACGAAGGAGAUUCGACCAGCAAAGAUGGUUACUGGUAUUGCGCAUAUGGCGUCAUUGCGGCAAAUGACGUUGGCUGCAGCACUUCUUCCAAGCGGGAUCUUAUCGGUAUCAAGCGCCAAACUAAGACCGGUAAUCCGUAUGCAAACAAGGCAGCGGAUGCUGCGAUCCUGUUGAACUACGCUGACCCUUCCACUCCCAUUCCCGCUCCGACGGCCAUAUCUUGCCCUGCUUCCGACAGGAGGUUUUACAACUCGUCAGGCGGAGCCUAUACCAUUGAAUGCGGAAUUGACCAUUUUGGUGGCAUUAUUAACACCUACUCGUCCACGCCAACCCUAGAGGAUUGCAUUGCCCGUUGCAAUGCCGAAACUGGAAGGCCUUGUGUUGAUGUCUCAUGGAGGAACGGAACUACUGGAGCAUGCGACACAAAGUACGAAGUUGGACCCAUAGUGACAGACCCCACUAUCUGGGGUGCUCGUCGCCUCGUUGGUAUCACUGGUGGCCCUAUUGUAGUAGCGGUACCACAACCUGCUGGGCCAUCUUCUGUUCCAACUUCCGGAGCUACUAGCAGCCCUACGUCCUCUAGUAUCUCCGUGACAUCGAGCACCUCUCCACGAGCGACUGUCACUAUCACUUCGGCCACGACCAUCACUACCACCGUGACCGUGACUACUGGUGGCACUACCUUGAUCUCUACCGUCACCUCGACCGUAUUUCUCACAGGCACCGUCUCGAGCAGUACCACGCAUUGGACAACAAGUGCUCCUGUGCCUACCGGAAACUACUGCGGGUACACUGAAGUGUUGACGAUUUGGCCGACACCAACGCCGACAGUGGUAAGGCGUUAAAGAGUGACAUUUGUGUUUUAUUUUUGGGAUUUAUUUGAAAAGCAAUCGAUGGUUCAAGAGACCAAGGGCAUGGGGUUUGCGAGAUUGGUAUUUUU